Molecule: messenger RNA, 1273 nt
Organism: Spea bombifrons (plains spadefoot toad)
Lineage: Eukaryota; Metazoa; Chordata; Amphibia; Anura; Pelobatidae
Product: sulfotransferase 2B1-like
Exons: 7
Coding region: 139-1002 (287 amino acids)
Biological process (GO): sulfation
Cellular component (GO): cytoplasm
Molecular function (GO): sulfotransferase activity
Source: RefSeq, a predicted model, not a curated record
AAGUACUGUAUGCAAUUCAAUUCCAAAUAUCCGAAUAGAAUACUCACUGCAUUCCUGACAUACAGCCAAGAAGCUUAGAUCUGCCUAGUAUCACAGCUUACAGUGAGAGUGAUAUUCUUACACAUCCAUUUCAAGAUAAUGGCAUCCGAUCAAUUCACAUAUAGAGGAGUACAAUUUGCAAAAAAUGUACACUCUGAAGAAUCUCUCGACUAUGCAGAAAACAAGUUCACAGUAUUUGAUGAUGAUGUUUUCAAUGUAACUUAUCCAAAAUCAGGUACUAACUGGAUGAUAGAGAUUUUGAAUUUGAUCCGGAACAAAGGAGACAUAUCUUUGAGUAACCAAGUGCCAAUUUAUAUGAGAUCACCAUGGUAUGAAACAGUAAGCGGUAAAGAACAAAUUGAUGCCUUAACAAGUCCUAGGAUAAUCUCCUCACAUCUACCUUUUCAUAUGUUUGCAAAGUCCUUCUUCAAAUCAAAAGCAAAAAUCAUCUACACAAUGAGGAACCCCAAGGAUGUAUUUGUGUCUAAUUACCAUUAUACCAAGAUAGUCAAUUACUAUGAAGAUCCAGAAAGCUUCCAGAAGUACUUAGAAGACUUCUUGCAAGGAAAUGCUUUAUAUGGCUCUUGGUUUGAUCAUGUCAAAGGAUGGCUGCAAAUGAAGGAUGAUAAUCGCUUCUUCUUUAUUACAUAUGAAGAACUACUUCAGGACCUCAGAGGUAGUGUGGUGAGAAUCUGUGAGUUUCUAGGAAAGGAAUUAGACGAUGAAGCUAUCGACUUAGUUGUGGAACAUUCUACCUUCAAAUCCAUGAAGGAAAACAAGAUGUCCAACUGGUCUAUGAUACCUAAAGAUGUACUUGACCAUUCUAAAGGUUCCUUCUUGCGCAAGGGAGUCUCUGGAGACUGGAAGAAUCAUUUCACUGUAGCCCAAAGUGAAUAUUUUGAUAACAUUUAUCAAGAAAAACUAAAAGAUUUCGACUUCAGUUUUGUUUGGGAAGAAAAAUGAUGUUCUCUGAUACUUAGAUACUUUUCAAUUAUGUAUCAACUGUGCUAAUCUUAUGGUCAAACUGUACAUUGCCACUGUUAUGUUAUUGCACUAUUGCUAUGGAAUUUGCUGUAAAGCUAUAAAUAAAUAAGAAAAAAAGUAAUUGUCAAUUGCAAUAAAUGUAAAUUAAAAAAAGCCAACAGAUUUUAUUAUGUGAGAUAUGUUCAUAUAAAUUUAUGAAUGGUAACAAAACAGUUUUUCAAAAAAGCAAACAAAAAUGUACUGGAACAUU